Stegostoma tigrinum is the source of this 816-nucleotide messenger RNA. RefSeq names its product probable G-protein coupled receptor 139. Gene Ontology annotation, cellular component: membrane. Gene Ontology annotation, biological process: G protein-coupled receptor signaling pathway. NCBI's taxonomy places the organism in Eukaryota, Metazoa, Chordata, Chondrichthyes, Orectolobiformes, Stegostomatidae. The transcript has a single exon. Bases 1 to 816 code for a protein of 271 amino acids. Gene Ontology annotation, molecular function: G protein-coupled receptor activity. The record is from RefSeq and is a predicted model, not a curated record.
AUGGCAGCAGCUGAUUUCCUCGUUGUCAUAUCUGAUGUGAUGCUGAGGUGGCUUAUAAUGUAUUUCCCAGUGUCAUUUCUGGAUAUUACUUAUGUUUGUGGUUUAGUUACAGUGCUUAUUCCUGCAACCACAAUGAAUUCCGUCUGGUUGACUGUUGCUUUCACCUUUGAUCGAUUUGUGGCAAUUUGCUGCCAGAAGCUUAAAACGAAACACUGCACUGAGAAAACUGCAACCAGAAUUAUUGCAAUAGUGAGUGUGCUGAGCUAUUUGGAAAGCAUUCCCUGGUUUUUCAAAUUCCAACCCAAAUAUAUCUUCAAUAACCUGCCAUGGUUUUGCAUCACAAAACCAGAAUAUUACACUUCAAACUACUGGACAUUAUAUGGUAUAUUCCAUCGCCUUCUAUCCCCUACACUGCCAUGUGUUUUUAUUCUUGUUUUGAAUACUCUGACUGUCAGACAUGUUUUAGUAGCAAGCAAAGCCCGCAAGAGACUCCAGAAGGACAGUGACAGGGAGAAGCCUAAUGACCCAGAGAUGGAAAAACGCAGAAAAUCCAUCAUUUUACUCUUUGCAAUCUCAGGUAGCUUCAUUAUUUUAUGGUCCCCUUACAUGGCAUGUUUCCUUUAUCAACGAAUUGCAAUACUGCAUGAUUAUCCUCCACUUUCUCCAGCUGCAGGUACCAUCGCAUACCUGCUCCAGCUCCUCAGUACAUGUACAAACACUUGCAUAUACACAGUGACCCAGAGGCAAUUCCGAGAGCAGCUGAAAACAGUUGUGAAGCUCCCAUUCACUCUGAUUCUCAGAUUCCUCAAGCAGUAA